Pelodiscus sinensis (Chinese soft-shelled turtle) is the source of this 1219-nucleotide messenger RNA. NCBI's taxonomy places the organism in Eukaryota, Metazoa, Chordata, Testudines, Trionychidae. The record is from RefSeq and is a predicted model, not a curated record.
AGCAAUGCCAGAAAGAAUUAGAAUGGAGAAAGGCUCGCAAUAACAUAGAUGACAUCACCCUUGCUGCAGACACGGCCCACCCCAACCUCUCCAUUGCUGGGGAUAAGAAGAGAUUGAAACAUGAAAACCAACCUCAAAAAGUUCCACAAACCCGAGAGAGGUUUGAUUCAACUUUCUGUGGCUCUCAAGGAUUCUACUCUGGGAAGCACUACUGGGAGGUGGAUGUCGAGAGCAGCACUGACUGGGACCUAGGGGUGGCCAGAAAAUCCAUAGAGAGAAAAGGGAAACUGUCCCUGUCCCCUAAAGAGGGAUUCUGGGUUCUGGGUUUCAGUGGGCGAGAUUAUUGGGCCAAAACUGAUCCAUGGACCAGGGUCAUGGUACAGAAAAAUUCCAAGAAAAUUGGAGUUUACCUUAGUUACCAAGAGAGGCAAGUGACCUUUUACAAUGUAACUGACAUGUCUGUGUUGUUCACAUUUAGCGAUUGUUCAUUCUCAGGAGAGGUUUGCCCAUUCUUUAAAAAUUCACACAAAGACACAACAUUGAAAAUUUGUUCAAUUAAAGAAGAGGAAUAAAUUUAAAAUGGCUAUGAAGCUUCAUUUUGUUAAUCAAUCUAAUCCCAAAGCCCCAUGAUGCAGCAUAGUACUGGUAGCCAAAGUGAACCAAAGUAACUGAAUGUUUUGCGGCCUGAUGAAAGGCAAAAUUUAAAAAAACACAUUGCCUGUGACAUUAUAUUACAUUAUAGGUACAUGCAUUGCUAAUGCUACAGGGGUAACUCCCUAUGUAAUGAAUGGAAUUGUACUAAGGUUGCUGAACUGUCACUAAUAAAGCCAUCAAAUAGGAAUGAACUUUUUUUUUAUUACUUAGUAUUUUAUCUGGAUCAGGCAUAUUAGGGACUAAGAAUAAGGAAAUAAUAUAAUAUAUUAUACUAAUGAACCUGUGUUAAAUGGUAUAAUUAAUCUUGGUCACAUAUAAAUACUAGUGGGAGAUGAGCACUGUCAUGAGUAAUUUUGACCAGCUAGACUGUUGUCUUCAGAAUGGGUUGCCAGUUAUUGACUUUUACUUACAGUAUUAUACUGUGUAAACUUUGAUUAAUGAUUUUCCUGAAUAAAUGUGGAGGAACUCUAGUUAUUUGGAGUGUCACAGUAUUAAUUUAUACUGAGCCUGUAGAAAUGUAUACUGAUGUAUUUUUUGCAUGAAAAAUAAAAAUAGAUGUUUGUGA